AUGCAUAACCAUCCUUACCCGGCCGAUAUGCGUCGCAACGAGCAGCAGCGCAUGGAGUUUCCUUACGGCGCCCAGCCCAACAUGGCUGCGCAGCAGCAACACCACCCAACGCCAGUCCAGCCGCCCAUGAGUGUAUCGCAGCAGCCGCCAAACGGCCCGCCGUCCCAGCAGCAGACGCCGACUCAGCAGCCCGCUGUCCAGCCGCCUAAUGCCCGUCCCAGGAAGCGACCGGCUCAAAACGCUGCCCCUUCGCCCGCUACGGCCGCCGCUCCACCUCCCGUGCCUCCGGUUCAGGGUCAGCCUCCGGCGCCCACGCCACCCGCUCCUCAAGCCGCUCCUCCUUCGCAGCCGCCGCCCGCCGCGACCGAGGAUGCCAAUGCUGCUGCCGCCGCCGUGCCUCCUCCUGCCAAGAAGAGCCGCACCAACACGCCCUGGACCCCACAGGAAGAGCUGCGAUUGAAGCAGAUGCGAGAUGCCGGAAACAGCUGGGCUGAGAUUGCCAAGACUUUCCCUACUAGAACAGAAGGCUCCGUAAAGAAGCACUGGUACAAGGAUAUGCACUAUGCUGAGUUUGCCGAGGACGAAUCUGUUCAGAGCCAGGCGCUGUUGAAUGCUAUAAAAGAGUACGAAAACAACAAAUGGAAAGUGAUAGGGCAAAAAGUCGGAAAGCCAGCAAAGGCCUGCGAACAGUAUGCAAAGGAGCAUUUUCCAGAUCUCUUUGGCAAUCCCAAGGUGAGAUGA
Messenger RNA from Trichoderma gamsii, 741 nucleotides. Its product is annotated as MYB DNA-binding domain-containing protein. The coding region runs from base 1 to 741 and encodes 246 amino acids. The transcript is spliced from 6 exons. Lineage: Eukaryota; Fungi; Ascomycota; Sordariomycetes; Hypocreales; Hypocreaceae. The record is from RefSeq and is a predicted model, not a curated record.